AUGGACUCACCAUACGGAGCACCAGGCGGCCUUCUCGGAACUGACGACGGUGACGAGCACCAAUUUGGCGAGCAUCUCUCUUCGCUAGCCGACGCGACCUCUCCGGCAGCUGAACCCCAUCACGUGCACGACCAGUUCCAUCACUCGAUGUAUCCUAGUUCGCAUAUCGGCAUGUACGGCAUGUACCAAGAUUCCUUCUACGGCAACAGCCACAUGGACGCUGGAGCGCUCUGCCAUCCACCAUUGAUGCACGCACCCUACGAUCACGGUGCUGAUAUGGGGGCCGCCGUGAGGCUAAGUCCGAUAUCGAUGGACUCCCGCUCGCCUACGCUUAGUCGGGGUUCGUCAACGCGUCACAGUCCGCUCAUGCUCGGCAGCAGAAGUCGCCUAGCAAGUCAUCAGCUUCAUCCGCUCCAGCCAGAGCACCCUCUUCACCAUAUCUCACACAACGCUCUCCACUUCGCUGACGAUGACAGGAUCUACCAGCACGCAGCAGCCGAGGCUCGACGCAUCCAUCAUCAGCAACUCGAACACGUCGAGCAAAGGCACCCCGCGUCGUCUCAAAGGCACCCACAAAUAUCCGCUUCCGAUCUAAGCUACGAGACUGCAAACAACGCUCGCUUGCGCAUGAUGAGGGCCGCUGCUGCUGCCAUCAUCGAAUCACCGAUGGGGUUUGAUUACGACGAUAAGGAAGCACUGCAACGCCAACUCAACGCUGAAACACCCGAAGCACAAUCAAAGAGCGCCCGAACCAAAUCCUCAGGAGAAUCUCGACGUGCAUCCGGCUCUGACAAGACCGACCCUUCCUCGCCAACGGCGGCACUUGCACAUCCCGACAACAACAAGGCAGACAUGAUGACGACCCCAGCAGAACGCAAGACAUCCGCUCGGCGCGCCGAACAAAAUCGUACCGCACAGCGUGCCUUCCGAGAGCGUCGUCAGCAGUAUGUUAAGGAACUGGAAGCCAAAGCCGCACAAUCGGAUUCGCUCGAGGUCCGUCUUGCCGAAGCCGACGCGCGUCUCGCGGAAGUUCAGUGCCUAGCGGAACGUCUCGUCGUCGAUCGCGAGGCGUGGGUGAGCGAACGCGAACUCUGGUGGCGAGAGAGGGACGAGGCGGUAUCGUUGGCCAACUCUCUCGUUCAAGAACUCGACACUUUGAGCAAGGAGAACGUCAAAUUCCGGGAAGUUCUCGACGGUCUGAGCGACCCUGCUAUUGCUGCAAAGAUCGCUGCCAGCCUCGACACACCUAGUGAAGGCUCCCGAAAGCGAUCAGCCCUUAGCUUUGAAGAUAUGAUUGCAAACAACGAAACACCGAGCAAGCGCCAAAAGGUCGCGGAAACCGCCGAAAUCAACUCCGAAGAAGCCGCAGAAGUACAAGAUGUACCGUCCACUCCAGGGCUUCCGGAAGAAGACUCAGUGGUCACCGACGAAGCACCUGCGCCGCUGAUGCUUCCGACUCGCCGAGCCUGUAGUCAUUACACACCCGCCGACGCUGAGCCCGGCGGCGUUGAUAGACAAACCACCAUUGAGAGAGAGACCGGAACGGAAGCUUUCGCAAAGGUCUUUGGGCGGCCGCAAACAUCGUUUUUGUGA
Molecule: messenger RNA, 1593 nt
Organism: Fimicolochytrium jonesii
Lineage: Eukaryota; Fungi; Chytridiomycota; Chytridiomycetes; Spizellomycetales; Powellomycetaceae
Exons: 2
Coding region: 1-1593 (530 amino acids)
Biological process (GO): regulation of DNA-templated transcription
Molecular function (GO): DNA-binding transcription factor activity
Source: RefSeq, a predicted model, not a curated record